ACUUGUUUUCUAUUUUAUUGGUCUAUUUCCACGUUACGUUCGGAAAUAUGCAGUUACCAAUGAGCAACUCCCCCCUUUCAUCUCUUAAAAACACAAAAUUCUAUACCCAAAGUGAACUUGACUCCUUAGCAUAUCAUAUCAUUAAAACUACUUUGCCUCGCGUCGAAUCGGUGGGCUCUUGGACUUGCCCAAACGCACAUCAUUACCGUCAAGAUGGUCCUAAACCUCCAAAAAAUCUACCAACCCGAAAAUAAGACCUACAACAUCAUUGUACGUAAUCACCGGGACAAUGUAAUGGCCUUUUGCUGUCCUCACAACGCCGAAUAUAUCAACUUUGGACGCUGGCUCGGUCGAUGGGGAAAGUGCACGGAGCUCAAUAUUACCAACGUCUAUGGCCGCACGGCUUCCAUUCAAAUCGAGGACAGCGACUGGCAACUUAUCGUAUCAGGCAAUAUUCAAGGUGGACGAAAGGUGGUCGACGUUGGCGGGAGCAGAGACUUUGACAUCAGGUUCACUGCGAACGGACAUAUGGUAUUAGAAUGCUUGGGUGGCUAUAAUUGGGGAGCCGGCAUUGGGAAGAGCUUAGACUUUAUUGUGGUGCCAUUUCUGCAGUAAAUACCUAGCUUUUCUGAUGUCUGAAAUAGACUAGACCAUUAUCUCCAUGUUUAAAAUGUUUUGUUUGAAAGAAAAUAGAGGAUGCGGAUGAAGAAUUUGUUUAUUUUAUCAGACGGACG
Molecule: messenger RNA, 734 nt
Organism: Annulohypoxylon maeteangense
Lineage: Eukaryota; Fungi; Ascomycota; Sordariomycetes; Xylariales; Hypoxylaceae
Exons: 1
Coding region: 214-615 (133 amino acids)
Source: RefSeq, a predicted model, not a curated record